Molecule: messenger RNA, 5923 nt
Organism: Melitaea cinxia (Glanville fritillary)
Lineage: Eukaryota; Metazoa; Arthropoda; Insecta; Lepidoptera; Nymphalidae
Product: protein stoned-B-like
Exons: 16
Coding region: 110-5923 (1937 amino acids)
Biological process (GO): regulation of endocytosis; synaptic vesicle endocytosis; clathrin-dependent endocytosis
Cellular component (GO): synaptic vesicle; AP-2 adaptor complex
Molecular function (GO): clathrin-cargo adaptor activity
Source: RefSeq, a predicted model, not a curated record
CUCAGUCCCGACCCGGCGCCCUCGAGCGCGGCCCGACCGAGCGCGAGCCCCGCUCUGUGCCCGUGUGUUGCGAUGAAGCAACAUAAAGAAAAUACCGUAAGAUCGUAUAAUGCUAAAGUUACCCAAAGGCCUUAAAAAGAAGAAAAAGGGUAAAAAAUCUAAACGUAAAGGAGAAGAAGAACUAUUCACCGAGGAAGAGCUAGAAAAGUAUAGGAGAGAACAUCAACAACAAGCAGACAGUGAAGGGUCGGUAAAAGAAAAUGAAGAAUGGUCAAAAUUCAAAGAUUUGACGACGGGUGUUGACUCUAUUCUUAAAAAAACACAAGGAGAUCUUGAUCGAAUAAAAUCUACAUCCUUUUUUCAACGCGUACCUGCGGGUUCUAAAGAAGUUGAACCAGCUGAAAAAGAGAAACCACAAAGACCAGUUGUUGAAGUAACUGAAGCAGAUUUUCCCCAUUUAGCUGCAGCAGCAGCGGCUGCAGCUGAGGCCGAAAACGGAGAAAAGAGUGAUUACGGCCUUACUGAUGACGAAUCCGAAGACGAAGACGAUCAAGACGAUAUUUUUGACACUUCUUAUGUGGAUGCUGUAGAACGUGGAGAAGUAAAACUAGCUUAUGUCCCAGACUCACCAGAAGAAUUUCAAGACGACGAUAUUUUUGAUACUUCUCACGUAGACGCUCUUAUAAAAGGCCAAGAAUCAAAAACUUCAAAAGGAAAGAAAGGCUUGGAUAUUGGAGUAGCUGUUGAGGUACUUACUGGCCGUAUAGAUAAUGUCACUGUUACAACGAAAAGAUCAAAAAGGAUUAUCCCUGGUGACUUGUUGUUGGAAAGCGUAGACAGUGAAAUAACACCAUUAAAAACAGUAAGCGCAAGUGAGCCUGUAGAAAAAAGUAUAUUGGACAUCGAUACUGAUAUACCAAUAUCUACACCUAUUGACUUAAGCGUUUCUUUACACACUGCACUAAUACAGCAACAGAAAAAAGAUAUAAGUCAAGAAGAUUUACCUGCUGCUGUUAGUGAAGAAGAUACAAAAAAAGGAUUAGAGGAAACAGAAAUAGAUGAAUUUACCUUAUUAGCUGCGGAAUCAUUGGAAGUCAAAGCGUCAGUUACUAAAUUAGAAGAGAAAGAAAUUAAAGUAGAACCAGUAUUACAGGAAUCGUGGUCAGCAUUUGAAGCUGACAAGAACGAAACUGUUUUUGCUGAAGGAAUAGUUGAAGAUCAACUUGAUGUAUUAGACCCAUAUAUUGAUCAAGACGAUCCUUUUGAUACGAGUUUUGCAGACGCCGUUGUUCCAACAUCGCGUUUUGAACAAAUAAAACAAGAAGCAGUUAUAUUAGAAGACGACGACGAUUUCGAUCCUCGUGCGGAGGAAGUACAGAAUAGACUUAAUAAUAGACGCAAGUCUUCUGUUAGAAUCCACUUAACGAAUCCCUCGGGUAUAAGAGAAUCUAUCACAUCUGAUGAUAUUGUAGAUAAUGAAGAAAACAAAAGCUCACGUGACCUACUAGGAGGAAGUACAACUGAUUUGACACAGCUUGGUGAUUCUCCUUUAGACCCUGUCGAUAUUAACAAUACUGAAAUUGAUCCAUUUGAUACAACUAUUGUUGAUAAAAUUGUUGCUCCUGGAAAGAUCGAACUAAAGCUUCUAGAACAAGAGUUAAUCGGAGCUUGUCCGUCAGUGCCAAUUUAUCGUGUACCGAGUGAUCCCGAUUUUGAUCCCCGAGCAGAUGAACCUAAGAAAGUAGAAAGAAGAGCUUCUCGGCCUGAAAAUUUAUCAGUUAGUAAAAGUGUGGGUUUUGACGUCGAUGGGGAAGAAAAUUCACAUUUAGAUAUUAAAUCAAAGCCAGUUAAACCGUUAACUCCAUACUAUACACGCGAAGUAUCGAUAACUGAGGAUCUAAACGAAGAAGUCGAGAAUACUGAUAAAGUUGGUGAUGUGCUAACGCGAACACGCUCAGAGGAAGAACUAGCAACAAAUAUAACGUAUCAAGCUAAAAGAAGACAUUCCGAAUAUCCUCAGACCAAUCUAAAUAAAAGUAGCUUUAAAGCAAGUGAUCUUCUACACGAUCACACAAGUGUUAUUGAAGCUAAAGUUUUGACACCACUGGGUCCUAAGCCUACGGAAGACUUUUCUUCACAGGUAGAAUCAGAUCCUUUUGACACGUCUUUUGCUACUGAUAUAAAACCUAGCAAAACAGAGUUAAAACUUUUAGCAAAAGAAUUUUCUUGCGAUAAUACAGCUGAGUUUCAAGUCGAAGGUGAAACUGAUUUGCUAGAACCUGCUGAUGAUAUUUUUCAAGUAAAAGCAUUAACACCUGAACCAUCUGAUACGACACGUACUUCACAAGACGACUUUGACCCAUUUGAUACUUCGUUUGCUGGUGACCUUAACCCAGGAAGAACAGAACUCAAAUUACUUGAUAUGACUGAACCGGCAGCGCCCGUAACAACUGAGGUGCUUAAUCCGUUUAUGAUGUCUGAGUCGGAAACAUCUAAUUUUACACCUGGUGAUAAUCCAUUCGCGACUAGUAACCCAUUUUCGAAUUUUGAAAAUAGCUAUGAACCACCUGUUGGAGAUACAGUGCCUGUUGAUAUUUUUGUCGGAGCGGAACCAACAGGAAUCGGAGCAAAGCAAUUCGAUGAAACUCAUUCAAUGGACGUGUUUGGAAAUCUAUCAAUGGACAACGACCGCCUGGUAAAGCCAACUGAACUUGAGUUAGUCUCUACAAUGGUAGAUUGCAGUUAUCCUGAGGAUGAGGAAGUUAAAGACGCUCAGUUACCAACACGCCCGCUCCCUCCUGAAACACAAAACCUUAUUUUGACCGUUACUGGUCAAAUGGAAUUCACUAGUUCCCAUUUACUUGAUCGAAUCCCACCAACACGGACACCAAGUCCAGUGUCAGUACGUGAUAUACAUUCACCAAGUCCGACUCCCGAACCUGAUUUGAUGGAAGAAAACUCAUCAAUUGUAGAUGCCAAUCGAAAUAAACCUGCAAGACCACCUCCGGCGCGUCCACCUCGCCCUGCACCACCACCGAGACCACAACCACCUCCAGUAACCACACAAGCUGCCAGUGACGAUAUAAACUUAUUUGAUGCUCCAGCACCGACUGUCGUUAAGCCUACAAAAGAAGCAAUUUUAAGUUUAUAUUCAGCACCAAAAAAGGAAGAAAAGCAAAUUGAUUUUCUGAGCGAUGAUAUUCCAGAGUUGACAACGGAGGCAGAAUUAAAAUCUAUGGAUACAAUGUUCCCAGGUCUUACUGCGUCUUCAACUAAUGAAUCUUCUAAUUUGUUGUUUAAUCAACCAGACUCUACAAUGACAGGCAGCAUGACAGAGUCUGAGACACAAAAUUCUGCACAAGAGGUGCAAAAAACAAAUAUUGUAGACGAUACUAUGGCUCCAAUGGACUGUUCCGAGCCAUCAGUGGAAGUGAAUACUGCUUCAUUAAGUGCUUCACCAUUUGCUGAUAUCACGGAUGAUAGUAGUUAUCAAAUGUUACAAGGAAACGAACAUGAAAAAAAUCCAUUUGAAUUUAGUAAUGCUGCGGAAGCGGAUACAUCUGCCAUGAAAUCUGAAGACGUAACUAUGGCAUCGAACACUGAAGUUGUAUUCGAUACAAACGAAACCUUCAUAACUACGCCACAGUCUACAGCUCAUGAACCACAAAUGGAUGUGUUUGGUACUAUGGUGAAGGACACGUUUGCAGAAACACAAACAAAUAUUUUUGGUACCGAAUCAGAAAAUACUCAGAUCGAUCAACCUGCAUCUAAUACAGACUUAGGUUGGAAUGCAAACGAGACCAUGGUACAAGAUGCUUUCCCCGAGUCGCAGGAUGCCUUUGAUGCAUUUUCGGCAAAAUUCGAUUCAGCGAGUGGAAAUCAUAUGAACACAGAUGCGUGGGGCGACGACGGUACUUCGGACGCAGGUCCCGGAGGUUUCGAAGCGGAAGCUUUCGAUCCAUUCUUGAGCAUGGGCGCACCGCCUCCGCCCGCCGCCACGCCACGCCUCGAGCACCAGGCGUCGGGCGAGUCCACGGACGACACGUUCUCCGUAUUUAUAAGGCCCAAGGACAGUGAGUCUGGGGGCGCGGAGUCCGCGGUGCCAGUUCUGGCGCCUCCACCUCGGCCGCAGGUGUUGCCGGAGUCACCGCGAGUAAAUCCCUUCGACAAGAAUGGAAUGGAGCCGAUACAACAAAGAAUCGACUUCGACCAAGAGGAGCCGCGGGCGCGGGCGGGCAGCGGGGGCGAGACGCCGCCCACGCCGCUGUUCGACGACGACGUGUCGGCGCCGCUCGAGACCUUCCCGCGCACCGCCUACAGCGGGCCCGGCUGGGAGAUGCACCUGCGCCAGCCCAACAAGAAGAAGAUCACCGGACAGAGGUUCUGGAAGAAGGUGUUCGUGCGGCUGACGUACCAGGGCGACAACCCCGUGGUGCAGCUGCUGAACAGCGCGACGGACAAGGAGCCGCUGCAGGAGCUGCCGCUGCAGGCGUGCUACUCCGUGUCCGAGGUGGGCGCGCAGCAGUUCGACCAGUUCGGCAAGAUCUUCACCGUCAAGCUGCAGUACAUCUUCUACAAGGAGCGCCCUGGAGUGAGGCCGGGGCAGGUGACGAAGGCGGAGCGCAUCACGAACAAGCUGUCGCAGUUCGCGGCGUACGCGAUCCAGGGCGACUACCAGGGCGUCAAGGAGUUCGGCAGCGACCUGCGCAAGCUCGGCCUGCCCGUCGAGCACGCGCCGCAGGUGUCGCAGCUGUUCAAGCUGGGCUCGCUGAGCUACGAGGACGUGAAGCAGUUCUCGUGCUGCGUGGAGGAGGCGCUGUUCCGCCUCGCCGCGCACCGCGACCGCGCGCUCACCUACAAGAUGGAGGAGGUGCAAAUAACGGCGGUGGAUGAGCUGUACGUAGAGCAGGACGCAGAGGGCUCAGUUCUGAAGCAGGUCGCGCGCGUCAGACUGUUCUUCCUGGGCUUUCUCAGCGGCAUGCCCGACGUGGAGCUGGGCGUGAACGACCUGCGGCGCCAGGGCCGCGAGGUGGUGGGGCGGCACGACAUCAUCCCCGUCGCCACCGAGGAGUGGAUCCGCGUCGAGGACGCGCAGUUCCACGCCUGCGUGCAGCCCGAGGCCUUCGCCGAGUCGCAGAUCAUCAAGUUCAAGCCGCCGGACGCGUGCUACAUCGAGCUGAUGCGGUUCCGUGUGCGUCCGCCCAAGAACCGCGAGCUGCCGCUGCAACUCAAGGCGGUCUGGUGCGUCACCGGAAACAAGGUGGAGCUGCGCGCAGACGCGCUGGUACCGGGUUUCGCAUCGCGUAAGCUGGGCCAGGUGCCCUGCGAGGAUGUCGCCAUCCGCUUCCCCAUUCCCGAGUGCUGGAUCUACCUCUUCCGCGUCGAGAAGCACUUCCGAUACGGAUCCGUCAAGUCCGCGCACAGACGCACGGGCAAGAUCAAGGGCAUCGAGCGCUUCCUGGGCGCCGUGGACACGCUGCAGGAGUCGCUGAUCGAGGUGACGUCGGGGCAGGCCAAGUACGAGCACCAGCACCGCGCCAUCGUGUGGCGCAUGCCGCGCCUGCCCAAGGAGGGCCAGGGCGCGUACACGACGCACAACCUGGUGUGCCGCAUGGCGCUGACGUCGUACGACCAGAUCCCCGAGGAGCUGGCGCGCUGGGCGCACGUGGAGUUCACGAUGCCCGCCACGCAGGUGUCGCACACCACCGUGCGCUCCGUGUCGCUGCAGGAGCACGACGGCGACCCGCCCGAGAAGUACGUGCGCUACCUGGCGCGCCACGAGUACAUAGUGGGUAUCGAGCGCACAUCAGGCCAGACGGUGGCGGCGUACUCGCUGGCGGCCAGUAAGGAGCCCGAACCUGCGCGAGCCGAGCCAAUCAAAGAAGCCCCGCGCGAGCCCUCUUCGGACUCCGACUCGGACUAG